AUGACAGACUUGGGAUACCACUUCACUCUUACCGUAGACGGUCGGGCAGUCUUUGACACAAUUCCCAAUUCAAAUCCCUUCGAAUUCACAGGAGUGACGGUUCAUGCCUCUUUAGAUAAGAAAAUCCGCCAACCCGUCAAGAUGCGUAACUUUGUUAUUGAAGACACAGAGCGGACAAACUCAGUGUUGGAUAUGUCGGAUCUGGUCUCGGAGACGGCAGAUUUGACCUUGACGCGAAGUGCUCAGAGUAAAGACUGUAUUGAAGACCUCCCUUCGGACUUUGAGCAUAGUCUGGACAGAGGACAUUUGCUAGACAUGAAUCCUGCUCUUAUGAGAAAAGCUCCUCAACCACCUGCAACUGCGAAUGAAACUGUUGACGCUCCGAAAUCAAAGUCUGUUAGUAACGAGUUCGAGCCGUUUCAAGAAGCUGGAAUGACGAUUCUCGAGCCACCAGAAGAUGAUGACAAGGAGGAGGAAGUUUUCUCUGAUACCAAGCAAACGGACGCUUCUUCUAUCGCAAAUGAUAGUGCUCAGUCGCCAAACAGAAGCACUGAUGCUUCAGCAACACCAAGUAACAGUAGCCUUCCCUUCGUUCUAGACCCUGACAUGGAUAGUGCUACUCGUGAAUUGAUCCUGUCGCUUCUGGAAGAGGAUGAAGUCCGCGAACCAAGACCACCACCAGGAAGAGACACUAGACCAAGCCUACCGUUGGACUCUCUCGUUCCGCCUCCCUCUCAACGACUUUCUGAAAGACGAUCUGAGCCAAGCCCUUCUUAUCACCAACCAAGAAAGCAAUCUGAAACGAUCGUUUCUCCCGAUCGAAAGCGAAUGACAAUCGGAUCAGCUCCUGAAGCGCUUUCAAGGGAAUCAAAGCACACUCGUGUCAGACGACUCAGGCAUUGUCGCUCCCCAUCGCCUGAGCAUCCACUGCUAACGGAACAAAACUCGCGGGACGAAAAAGAACUGAUAGACCAAUUUAUAGCGAUGGGCUUUGAAAGGCGAGACAUCUCUUCCGCUCUAUUCUCCUGCCGCGGGAACGCCGAGAAGACGCUUGAUGUUUUAAUCAAUCUCAGAUAUCAUGAGUUUUAG
Molecule: messenger RNA, 1089 nt
Organism: Oikopleura dioica
Lineage: Eukaryota; Metazoa; Chordata; Appendicularia; Copelata; Oikopleuridae
Source: the annotation of a GenBank genome assembly